This is a messenger RNA of Haemonchus placei, 1299 nucleotides long. The record is from the annotation of a GenBank genome assembly. NCBI's taxonomy places the organism in Eukaryota, Metazoa, Nematoda, Chromadorea, Rhabditida, Trichostrongylidae.
AUGCUAGUUGUUGGUAUAGCUCUGAGGAAUUUGCCAGCAAUCAGUGAGCACUUGUUUGUCGUCAAAGAAUGGAGUGUCGUUCUGCGAAGGAUUGCUUUCGUUGUGAUUUUACUCCGUGGCGGACUAUCUCUUGAUUUGGAUGCAAUCAGAAGAUUGAAAGGUGCUUGCGUCCGCUUGGCUUUGGUUCCUUGCUCGGUAGAAACGGUAGUUGUGGCCGUAGCUGCUAAAUUAGUUUUUGGUAUGGAUAUCGUAUUCGGUGUGUUACUCGGGGCCUCGAGCCGCUACACUUGCGGCUUUGCCGCCACUGUCUUGAGUCCUGUUGUUUUGUCUAUGACAUUUUGGCAUGAAAAUCUUUCGUCAAUCCCGCCAUUCUUCAGAGCUGUGCUAGCUGCUGUUUCGCCCGCCGUCGUGAUCCCUGCUCUACUGGACGCCUCUAAAGCAGGUUAUGGAGUGCAGGCCGGUGUACCAUCUUUGGUUAUUGCUGCUGCCAGUCUUGACGAUGUGUACGCAAUCUCCAUUUUCAGUUUGGCGCUGUCUUUGUUGUUCUCUUCAGGUACCAAUAUGGAGAUGACAAUUCUCGCUGCUCCAGUUGAAUCUCUAUUUUCAUGCUUUCUCCUUCACGUCCUACCACGGAAUGAUGUGAAAAAUUUACAUCUCAUUCGCCUGUCGCUUUUAUUCACAUUCUCCACAGCUAUCUUAUUUACCACGAUUAGGUUCCGUGUGGACGGUGCAGGCGCUAUUGCAGUUUUAGUAGCUGCGUUCGUUGCGGGCCAUUCAUGGAAAAAAGAGGGUCCUCUCCCUGAAGAAGAUCACCUUGCUAAUCUAUGGCAUCUUGCUUUUCAAUCGUUGCUGUUCGGUCUUAUUGGAUUCGAACUUAGUUUUGACAUGGUACAAUCCGGAACCAUAUUUCGUGGCUGUUUACUGCUUGGAAUCGGAUUGUUGUUCCGGUUCAUCGCUUCAUUCUUGGCCGUUUUUGUUACCACUCUGACUCUACGCGAACGUUUGUUUGUGGCAGUGGCUUGGAUGCCUAAAGCGACUGUUCAGGCGGCAUUGGCUCCAGUGGUUUUGGACAUGGCUAGAUCAAAAGAUGGAGUUGAUAGUACUUAUGUCGAUUACGGGAUCGUGAUCUUCACUAUCGCGGUACUGAGCAUUCUCAUAACGGCUCCAGUGGGUGCUUUCUUGAUUCGUCUAGCAACACCACUGCUUCUGACAAAAGAUGAAAAUAGCGUCAAGUUCACGGCUGAUGGCGAGAAUGACUUGGAGAAUGACAUGAACGAAUCUGCUGGGAAUACUCUGUGA